AGUUGCUCGGAGACUUGUUACGCAAGCGACCGAAAGAAACAGAUGGCGUGGAAUCGUGCAUCGUUGUAGACAAUAUACCCCAGGUUGGGCAGGAUCGACUGGAAAAACUGCAGAUGGUCCUGCGAAAGAUCUUCUCAAAGUUCGGAAAGAUCGUCAAUGAGUUUUACCCAAAGGAGAACGGAAAGACAAUGGGCUAUGUGUUUUUUGAGUAUGGGAACCCAAAUAGUGCUAGGGAGGCUGUAAAGAUGACAAAAGGCUACAAGCUUGACAAGCUGCACACCUUCGAGGUCAAUCUGCUUACGGAUUUUGACAAGUACAGUAACAUACCAGAAGACUGGGAACCUCCGGAACCACAACUCUACAAAGAUCCGGGUAACUUGCGGCAUUGGCUGAUGGACAAUGACUGCCACGACCAGUACAGUGUGAUUCACGAUGGUGGAGAUCGCACGUGCAUCUUCCUCAACACGCCGCUAGAACCAAGGAUGUUGGAAGAGCGAGCUAAAUGGACCGAGACGUACGUGCGCUGGUCACCACUGGGCACGUAUCUCGCCACGUUCCACCAGCGCGGCAUCGCUCUCUGGGGUGGCGAGAACUUCCGGCAGAUCAUGAAAUUCAGCCACAGCGGUGUUCACCUGAUCGACUUUUCGCCGUGUGAAAAGUAUCUGGUCACGUUCAGCCCACUGCCCGACAACAAAGACGAUCCUCAAGCGAUCAUCAUCUGGGAUCUGCGCACCGGCAUCAAGAAGCGUGGCUUUCACUGCGAGAAGGAUUCGGUGUGGCCCAUAUUCAAGUGGAGUCAUGAUGGAAAGUACUUAGCUAGAAUGAGCCCAGACACGCUGUCUGUCUAUGAGACACCGUCGUUCGCGCUACUGGACAAGAAGAGUCUGAAGGUCACGAAUCUGAAGGACUUCUCCUGGUCUCCGUCGGACAACAUCAUUGUCUACUGGGUGCCGGAGGACAACAACGUGCCCGCACGCGUCGUCCUCCUCGAGAUGCCGAGCCGCAAGGAGCUGCGCGUGAAGAACCUGUUCAGUGUGGCCGACAUCAAGAUGUUUUGGCAGAAGACAGGCGAUUACUUAUCUGUGAAGGUUGACCGCUAUGCUAAGUCCAGGAAAGAUGACAAGGGGGAGGUCAAGUUUGCCGGCAUGUACUACAAUUUCGAAAUAUUCCACAUACGAGAAAAGCAAAUACCAGUGGAUGUCGUGGAAUUAAAAGAGCCCAUCAUCGCAUUCGCCUGGGAGCCAGUAGGCAGCAAGUUUGCCGUGAUCCACGGAGAAUCGACACGAAUCACCGUUAGCUUCUACACCGUCAAGUCCGACAACCAAGUGUCCUUAUUCAAGUCGUUGGAGAAGCGGCAGGCCAACCACCUGUUCUGGUCGCCGCAGGGGCAGUUCUGCGUGCUGGCGGGCCUGCGCGGCUUGGGCGGCGUGCUGGAGUUUGUCGACACGAACGACGUGACGGUGAUGAACGGCGUGCAGCACGACCUCGCCACCGAUGUCGAGUGGGACCCGACAGGACGCUACGUGAUAUCGGCCGUCAGCUGGUGGACGUGCCGGGAGGAUACCGGCUACUGGCUGUGGUCGUUCCAAGGCAAGCUGAUGCAGCGGCACGCGAUCGAUCGGUUUUGUCAGGUGCUGUGGCGUCCUCGUCCACCAACGCUACUCACCAAGGAUCAUAUGAAGGAGAUCAAGAAGAACCUGAAGAAGUAUGCGGCAGGGUUUGACCUCAAGGAUAAGAUGACCCAGUCCAAGGCAUCAAAGGAACUGAUAGAGAAACGGCAGGAGCUUAUGAAGGAGUUCAACGACUACAGAAAGAAAUGCCACGAUAUCUACGAGUCGCUGGCUGAUCAGCGUGAGGAGCUACGCAAAGGACAAGUUGACGAACAAGAAUCUGAAGAUCUGGAGGAGGAGACAAUUGAAUUUUUCAUAAAGGAAGAGGAAAUCAUUAUCGAUUCAGAGUAGUUGCCAUAGUGACGUUACACACUGCACCAGCGUGCAAGUUUUGUUGCCAGAGAGACUGCAUUAGCUGGUUUGCCCUCGUGCGCUGGACGGCGAAUUGUUCGAUAUAUCCCCCAGACCUAUCCUCUGUUUCACUCGUAUUUUCUCAGCUGUUUGUUUAUUGGUGCGUUCGCGCGUGCCGUUAGUCGCACUGACUAUCUUUGGCUGCGCGUUAUACGGUUGAACUAAUCAGAUCGGUGGUAAGGUUCGGAAGAGUCGGUAGACAUCGUCAGAACUUGUGGUUUUCUUUGUACAAGCAUUUAAAGGCAUUUGUUAAGAAUCUGUAGGUGGUGAUAGAAUGAAAAUUGCGGGUGGUUAUGGAUGUAUCAUGAAAUUUUCCUAUGCACAUUUAUCAGCCAUUGUUUGUGUGUUUGUGCAGCGCAUUGGAAAGUACCCUUGGCCGUUUACGAUAGGAAACAAGAUAAUAAAUUAUUUUACGUCCUGGGUA
This is a messenger RNA of Priapulus caudatus, 2445 nucleotides long. Its product is annotated as eukaryotic translation initiation factor 3 subunit B-like. The record is from RefSeq and is a predicted model, not a curated record. Gene Ontology annotation, molecular function: RNA binding; translation initiation factor binding; translation initiation factor activity. NCBI's taxonomy places the organism in Eukaryota, Metazoa, Priapulida, Priapulimorpha, Priapulimorphida, Priapulidae. Gene Ontology annotation, biological process: translational initiation. Gene Ontology annotation, cellular component: eukaryotic translation initiation factor 3 complex.